CUCACAGAUUUCAUUCUGCUACAGCUGGUGGCUGAGCAUUUGUGCCUGGGAUGGCGGAGGAUCAGGAGCUGACUCAGCCACACAAAGCUCAACUGGAGCCCUCCCUUCAGCAGCGCACCAGCAACACAUACCGCAGUGCAGAGCACUCCCAGGCCUUGCUCAGUGGUUUGGUGUCUCUCCGAGACAGCAGCAUCCUCUUCGAUGUAGUUCUCGUAGUGGAAGAGAAACCUAUUGAGGCUCAUCGCAUACUUCUGGCUGCAUCCUGUGACUAUUUCAGAGGAAUGUUUGCAGGAGGGCUGAGAGAGAUGGAACAAGAAGAAGUUCAUAUUCAUGGCAUCUCCUACAAUGCAAUGUGUAAAAUCUUGAACUUCAUUUACACUUCUGAGCUGGAACUCAGUGUGAACAGUGUACAGGAAACCUUAGCUGCAGCCUGUCAGCUUCAGAUUCCAGAAGUCAUUAAGUUCUGUUGUGAUUUCCUCAUGUCCUGGGUAGAUGAAGAGAACAUCCUCGAUGUGUACAGACUAGCUGACCACUAUGACUUGAGACAUUUGAGUGACCAGCUGGACUCCUACAUUUUGAAAAAUUUUACAGCUUUCUCAAGGACACAAGUGUACCGACAGCUACCCUUGCAGAAAGUCUACUCCCUUCUCAGCAGCAACCGUUUGGAGGUUAACUAUGAGUUUGAAGUUUAUGAUGGAGCACUUUUUUAUCAUUAUUCUCCAGAGCAACUGGAGACAGAUCAGGUCUCCCUGAUGGAGCCUCUUAAGCUACUUGAGACAGUUCGUUUUCCUUUGAUGGAACCCCAGAUCCUGCAAAGGCUUCAUGAUAAACUAAGUCCAUGUCCUUUAAAAGACACAGUUGCAGAUGCAUUAAUGUACCACAAGAAUGAAUGUCUUCAGCCAAUGCUUCAGAGCGCCCAGACACAGCUGAGAUCAGAGUUUCAGUGUGUAGUGGGAUUUGGAGGGAUGCAUUCUACUCCAUCCAUUGUUCUCAGUGAUCAAGCCAAAUAUCUGAACCCUUUGUUGGGAGAGUGGAGGCACUUUACAGCUGCACUAGCCCCCAGAAUGUCCAACCAGGGGAUUGCUGUUCUCAAUAAUUUUGUAUAUUUAAUUGGUGGAGACAACAAUGUAAGUGGUUUUCGAGCAGAGUCAAGGUGUUGGAGGUAUGACCCACGACACAACAGAUGGUUCCAGAUCCAGUCCCUACAGCAAGAGCAUGCUGACCUCAGUGUUUGUGUUGUGGACAACUAUAUAUAUGCGGUCGCAGGCCGAGAUUACCAUGAAGACCUGAGGGAAGUGGAGAGGUAUGACCCUAAAAGCAACACUUGGGAAUAUGUGGCACCUCUGAAGAAGGAGGUGUACGCCCAUGCAGGAGCAGCACUGGAUGGGAAGAUGUAUAUCACCUGUGGGAGGAGAGGAGAAGACUAUUUGAAGGAACUCCAGUGUUAUGACCCAAAGACUGACAGCUGGGAUGUCUUAGCAGAUGGCCCAGUGAGACGUGCUUGGCACGGGAUGGCUGCACUGCUGGGAAAGCUCUACGUGAUUGGAGGAAGCAACAAUGAUUCUGGCUACAGAAGGGAUGUUCACCAGGUUGCCUGCUAUAAGCCAAGCACUGAUCAGUGGACAAACGUAUGUCCACUUCCUGCAGGACAUGGAGAGCCAGGCAUUGCAGUCUUAGACAACAGGAUUUAUGUCUUGGGAGGAAGAUCCCACAACAGAGGAAUCCGUAUGGACUAUGUCCACAUUUACGAUGCAGAGAGAGACUGUUGGGAGGAAGGACCUCAGCUGGAGGAUGAUAUUUCUGGGAUGGCUGCCUGUGUCCUCACUUUGCCCAGGGCUAUUUUAAUGGAAACAGAGAAAUGGCUCUCAGAAUGGCAUGCAGACCGAAUGAAGCAUCAUCUUGACUUUCCAUCAGAAGUUAUGAGCGUAUCAGACUGGGAGGAAUUUGACAAUUCCAGUGAAGAUUAGAAAACUUUAAUAUUUAUUUUUUUGCCAGUGGAUGAAGAAAUGAAGGCUUGGAGAAAAUACUUAAAAGAUUUUAUAUGUCUUUCUUAUAUACAUAAAUCAGUAUUUAAAGGUUUGAAAAAUCAGUGUUCUGCACAAAAUGCCAUUCACAGUCAAUAUCUACCCAUCUGCAAGUGUUCUGCACAAAAUGCACUUAACAGUCAGUAUCUGCCCAUCUGCCAGAAAACAGCAUUUUUAAAGUAACUACAGAAUUGCCAUUUACCCCCAGUUAA
Messenger RNA from Acanthisitta chloris (rifleman), 2236 nucleotides. It is a transcript of the gene KLHL22, whose product is annotated as kelch-like family member 22. The transcript has 6 exons. The coding region runs from base 51 to 1967 and encodes 638 amino acids. Gene Ontology annotation, cellular component: polar microtubule; mitotic spindle; Cul3-RING ubiquitin ligase complex. Gene Ontology annotation, molecular function: protein binding. The record is from RefSeq and is a predicted model, not a curated record. Gene Ontology annotation, biological process: positive regulation of TORC1 signaling; protein monoubiquitination; proteasome-mediated ubiquitin-dependent protein catabolic process. Lineage: Eukaryota; Metazoa; Chordata; Aves; Passeriformes; Acanthisittidae.